Messenger RNA from Trichomonas vaginalis G3, 1083 nucleotides. Its product is annotated as nuclear chaperone required for maturation and nuclear export of pre-60s ribosome subunits. NCBI's taxonomy places the organism in Eukaryota, Parabasalia, Trichomonadida, Trichomonadidae. The record is from RefSeq and is a predicted model, not a curated record. The transcript has a single exon. Bases 1 to 1083 code for a protein of 360 amino acids.
AUGCCAGAAACAAAUCUUAAGGAUCUUCUUAAUAAAUUGGAAGAAUUCUUCGGAAAAAAUGCGAUUAACAUCAUUAACAGCAAAAUCAAGAAUUUUGUUAGGAAAGAAGAUAGAGAACAAUCAAUAAAGGAGUUUAUUGUUAAACAAAUGCAGGAGAAAUUCGAUAAACUCACAAAAGAUGAUUUCCAAUUAACAUAUGAUGAUCAAUUUAAUAUUAACGAUGUUAAUAGCAAAAGAAACAUAAAAUUUGAUCUGAACAAAGUUUACACACAAAAAGCCAAAAACAGUGAACAAUUGGAACAAAAUAUUCCAAAAUUUGCAUCGUCCGAAAGCACAACAAUUGUAACCGAGUUCAAGGCUGAUAGUUUACACAAACUAACAUUUGAUACAAGGAUUAUUAGUCCAGAUGAAAGAAAGGUAAUAUCAGAAAGUAUUAACACGAAAUUUGAAGAAGCAAAUGAACCAAUGUUGAAAUUGGACAUGGUUCCAAAUGAUGAAGAAUUCGAUGAAGAAGGAAUCGCAUUUGGAGCAUUAACAUCCGCAAAAGCAAUUUAUGAAAAAAUCUCUGAAAUUCUCUCCAGAUGCAGAAAAUUUGUUUUGAUAAUGUCAAAUUAUAAAGAUUAUACCAAAGGAUUUCCAAAUUCUCAAGCAGAAAUACAGUUCAAAAAUUUGGCAGCUUUCUAUGCAUGGUCGAGCAACGAAUCUACACUAAAAACAACUCCAUUCUUGUCUCAGUGCAUUGAAUUCAACAACAGUUUCAUUUCACUUUUCAAAAUUUUGAAUAAGUCUGGUUGCAAGAUUCAAAAUCUUAAAAUAAAUGAGAAAGAUCUUAAAAACAGCGAUCUUAUUCAAUCUAUCAUGAAGCCAAAGCAGCCAUUGCUUUCUGUUGAACAGUUCAAGAAAGACUGGGUAAUGGUCUCAAGGAAGCCAUUAAAUCUCAAUAUCCCAUUACCAAAUCCUCCAGAUAAUAAAAAGAAACCAAAUCCUCAAGAAAAUAAAAAUAAUGGUACAAUUGUCACAGAGAUUCCAAGGAAGGAAUUUACUAAUCAAAUUGGAUUAAACUCACAACACGGAAGAGGAUGA